AUGGGUGGUGGUUAUAGAAGAGGUGAUGGUGGUAGUGGUAAUGAAGGAGAUGUUAGUGGAGAUGCUGGUUAUGGUGGUGGCAGAUUAUGUGAUAAUAGAGGUGACAGAAAUGAUGAUGGAGGAUUUGACACAUGCUAUAAGAAACAUGGUCUGCCUCCUCACUUACAAAGAAAUGGUGCUGCUAACAACACAUUCACUGAUGAAGUUGAUGAAACCAGUGAUUCUCAAAAUGCCAAUGUUAAAGAGGGUGAGAGCUCAGCUUAUAGCCUGACCAAUGACCAAAGGAAUGCACUAAUGUCUCUCCUUCACCAGUCCACACCACCAUCAUCCACAAUCAAUCAAAUUUCUGCACAACAACCCAAGGAUCUCAAUAUCACUCAAGAUUUGGGACCAUCAUCCAUUGAAGAUGAUUGGCACAGCUGAGAGUAAUGGCGGAUUAUAUGCGCUUGGUCACACAAAAACACACACUGAGGUCUCUCAUUCAUCACCAAAUACACAUCAUCAUAUAAACACACAUGCAUCAUCAUCACAAGCCCAAGGCAGUCAAAUUUGGCAUAGAAG
Molecule: messenger RNA, 561 nt
Organism: Arachis duranensis
Lineage: Eukaryota; Viridiplantae; Streptophyta; Magnoliopsida; Fabales; Fabaceae
Exons: 3
Coding region: 1-423 (140 amino acids)
Source: RefSeq, a predicted model, not a curated record